Penicillium chermesinum is the source of this 321-nucleotide messenger RNA. RefSeq lists its product as uncharacterized. Gene Ontology annotation, molecular function: DNA-binding transcription factor activity, RNA polymerase II-specific; zinc ion binding. The record is from RefSeq and is a predicted model, not a curated record. NCBI's taxonomy places the organism in Eukaryota, Fungi, Ascomycota, Eurotiomycetes, Eurotiales, Aspergillaceae. The transcript has 3 exons. Gene Ontology annotation, biological process: regulation of DNA-templated transcription. The coding region runs from base 1 to 321 and encodes 106 amino acids.
AUGGAAUCUGCAGAUUCGGACCGUCCUGUCAAAAGGGUUCGACAGGCUUGCGAACCAUGCAGUUGCCGGUAUAAUACAGAAGCUUAUCAAGCCAGGCGCAAAAAAGCGAAGUGUCCUGGCGAACAGCCGAUAUGCUCCCUGUGCGCACGAUUGCACCAAAACUGCUAUUACUCAGAAGAGAGGCGGCGGCGCCUUGCCUCCGACGAUGACAAUCGAUCUCCAUUGCCAACUCUGCCAACUCUACCCGAUGCCCUGGAUAGCAGGCUCCAAAGUCUUGAGGGGAAGAUAGAAACAGUUCUCGACCGCCUAGGGUACUGUUGA